GCAGCACGCACACAGCUGGAUGGAUAGCAACGUCUCCGCCACAGCAGUAGAAGGAUGUGAAUUUCCGACAUUUCUCAAGUUUGACACUAAAAGAAAGCAGCGGCGGGACUCAGCUCGACUAACCGGGUUUACAUACAGGUGGUGCAAAUAACGGCUGGAUACUAACACAGCACGCGGCAGCCGUUUGAAAACAAACUGCUUCAUUUUAAUGAGUUGAUUUUAAGAUUAAGACAGAUAGCUACUGCCCAUCCGUCCAGUGAGCUGUAGACAGACACAGGCAGUCAUGAUGGAGUCUAUCUUAGACAGUUUAACAGCAGAGAAACUCUAUCCUUCCGGAGGGACCAACCUGUUGGACCUGGAGGAACUCAGUGACGGAGAUUUCCUCACUAAUGUGCCUUUUUCAGGUGACCAGAUGGACGACUUCAGCAGUGAAUUAUUCAGCAGUUUCUUUGAUGACCAUCUAUUAGAGCGGCCCCUUCUGGCAGACAGACCUUCACCUUUACACAUGGACAUGGACAGCAGCCCAGAUAUUCAAGCAGAGCACAGCUACUCUUUGAGUGAAGACUCCGCCCCCCAGAGCCCAGCCCUGUCAAUCAAAAUGGACCAUGAAUCUGAAUUUGAAUGGAACUUCAGUCAGGACCUUUCAGCCAUCUUGGUGAAACAGGAGGAGCCUGAUGUGGGUCAAAGGCUAGAUCCUCAGCCUCUGGAAGGCCCACCUCUCAUAUUAAGCCCUGCCCCCCCACACAGAGGGUCGCCAUGGAAACACACGGAGCGCAGUCAAGACAGUGUGAAGCCAGUGGCCAUAAAAGAUGAACCCAGAGAGAUUGGACAGUACCUCAGCCUGCCCAGCGAGGACGCUCUCCAGCUCCCACCCACCCCUCCCAGCAGUAACCACGGAGACAGUGACGGCUCCCUCCCUCCCUCCUCCCCACUCCUCCCUCUGCCACCGUCUUCCCCACAACCACAACAGAGGCCAGGAGGUCGUGCCUCCUCUUCUUCCUCUUCCUCCUCUUCCUCAGCCAUCUCUUCUUCACCUCUCCUCACUGCACCACAUAAGCUGCAGGGUUCAGGUCCCCUCUUGCUGACAGAAGAAGAGAAGAGGACCCUGGUUGCUGAGGGUUACCCGGUACCUAAUAAACUUCCUCUAACUAAGAGUGAAGAGAAGGCACUGAAGCGAGUCCGACGGAAGAUUAAAAAUAAGAUCUCUGCUCAGGAGAGUCGGAGGAAGAAGAAAGAAUAUGUGGAAUGUCUGGAGAAAAAGGUGGAGAGCUACACGUCAGAAAACAGCGACCUGUGGAGAAAAGUAGAAAACCUGGAGACCGCCAACAGGUCUCUCCUACAGCAGCUCCAGAAACUUCAGUCAUUGAUUUCAGGGAAAGUUGUCCCCCGCUCUUGUAAAAUGGCCUCAACUCAAACAGGGACAUGCCUCAUGAUGAUGGCUGUGUGUUUUGUCCUGGUGUUGGGCUCCUUCUCCCCCUGCCUCUCCCCCCUCACCUUCCUCACUGACACCUCCUCUUUGUCCUCAUCCUCCUCUUCCUCUCAUCCCUCCUCCUCUCCACCUCUCCCGUCAGCGGACCUCUACACCACCAGUCAGGUCCGUUCCCGCAGCCUGCUCUUCUACAAUGAAGGGGCUCCACUGGAGGAGAGUUCAGAGACAUCAGAAGGGGAGAGGCUACAGUCAGAGGGCCAUUCCCACAUCCAGACCAGCCGAUACACAGUUGACGCACACAGCAACCAGACAACUGGGCCCAAGUUAGACCGGAGAGAAACAAAACCAGACGGAGUCUCCGAGUUCUUCUGACACAGCUUGACCCCUCCUCCCAUGACUUCUCACCUCUGACCCCUAAAAAGCCCUAAACCUCCAGAUUCCUGAACUUCAUCAUCCAACUGGACCAAAAUCUACAGUCAGUUUACCAUCAUCCCUUUUUAGUGAGCCAAGACUUCAGACACUGCAGUCCUCACGUCCUCCACAGCUACGUGGCGCUUCACUUCUCUGCUUAAACAGAAUCUGCUACACCUGAAUAGACUUGAUUUUAAAGGGACCAUUUUAUUGGAAUUUCCAUUUUUAUGCAUUCAAAUUUAGUAUAAUUUUAAAUAUCCAAUUAAUCUAUUAAUGUUUAGUUUAAACAAUCAUAAAGAAUAUUUAGUAUUUUAGAGAUACAUUAAAAACAUAAGGCCUUAAUUAAAGAACCUCGAGACAAUAUACAGGUACUUACAGAUGCAAUUUGUAGCAUUUUAACAAAACUAAUUCAGCACCACAAACUAGUCAGACCACUGCCAAGAAGACAGAUGCGAGCCACUUAAGCUGCGAUGAUGUGAAAAGAGUAUUGUCUUAUCAUGUCAGGACAGACCUAAAACAAUUAUUAGCUGCUUUUGGCUUCCAGGAUCGGCUUCACUUUCUCUCCACAACACAUGCAGUGUAGCGUUUCCAAUUCGAGGGAAAGCAACAACAUCCUCUUUGCCAGAGCAAGCAAAGAGCUUUAUGGGAAAUGUGGUUUUAAUGUUGAGAGAAACAGAAUGAUACAGCUUGCGCCUUUAACAAUUCAUGAACAUAAAUAUAUAUAUAUGGAAACUUGACGGACCUCCACUGUGGGAUUGUAGUUUAUGUUAGCACAUGGUGCUCGUAUUUUACCUCCAAGGCACUCUAGAUGCAUUACAUCGGAUGACUGAUUACAGAUGAAACUAUUGGUAAUUUUUUUGAUUAAUCAAUUAAUCGCUUAGUCUACAAAAUGUCAGAAAAUAGUAAAAGAAAAAAAAAGCCUGUCACAGUUUCCCAGAGCACAAGAUAACAUAGAUAAUCAGUGAAUCCUCACAUUAGAGAAGCUGGAACCAGAGAAUAUUUGGCAUUUGACUGACUUAAGUCAUUAAUCGGUUAUCAAAAUUGUCGCUGAUUCAUUUUCAUCAACUAAUCAAAUAAUCAUUUCAGCUCUGUGUUAAUAACAGUACAUAAUGAAUGCAACAUGUGUUGCUACUAACAUGUUAGAAAACUAGACAUGCUGGUGUGAAAAUAAACGCAUCCUUUUUAAAAGGAAGCUGUGCCAUUUUAAAAGUGCCUUCCACUUACUUCAGUCAAAUAUGACCAACUUGGCCUUAACACCUAAAGCCCACGCACACAACUAUAAACCUGGAAACGUAACUCUAACUAGAUUACACACUGUUUGUUUAAAUCAGGGCUGGCCUCAGCCUUUUGAGGCCCUGGGUGAGACUCUUUCUAGCUCUCGUUUCUUUUAACUGAUCAUAAACUGGAUGAAUGUAAAGGAUUCAGUUCACAUGCAUGCGGAUGUAUUUGGGGGGAAUAGCAGUAAAAGCUUGGCAACUUCACCUUUUGCCACGAGCCAGCCUCGGUUUGAACUGCUCACCAAACAGUUGUGUGAUGUGUUUGCAGUUAAGAGUUACAACAAAACAUGUAAUAUGUUUUAUUUUUCCACUUUUUAAAUCCGUCUCUGAAGUUAAAAUGACCGUAAUUCUGCAUCAUUUUGGGGGGAAACCAUAUUUUCAUAUCAAGGGACCGUUAAAGGGGUCCUGACAGAGGUUGGGAAACAUGACAUAAAAGUAUUUUUAUGGUAUUAAAAAUUGUAUAUAUAAUAUAUUUGCAGCAUCAAAAAAAGAGCAUAUUUAAUUUAUGCAACAAAAAAAAAUACUGAACUUGUUUUUAAGAUUAGUUUAUCUUAUUGUCUUGUUUUUCUAAAUAAUGUUUACAAAAAUAACAAAUAAAAAAUUCAACUUAUAAUAUAUUCUGAGCAUCAAAAAAAGAGCAUAUUUAUUUUAUGCACCAAAAAAAAGGAAUUGUAUGUUGUGUUUCGGCAUUUAGGAUGAUGUGAAGUUUUACAUGAUGGUGUGUAGUUUAAAUGCCGUUUCAUGGAGUGUAAAACUUUGACAUGAUCUGUUUGUGUCUUUUAACUGUAAUACAGUGUUUUAUGUUUCACUGCUGUCGCGUGAAAACCUCCGAGGGUCUUUUUUGUUCCCUCGUGAUUUAAAAAUGCCAUUAGCUUUGUACAAUUGAACCUUUAAAAAAACAAACACUUUUUUUUUUUUUUUUUACAUUUGUUGACCCAAAAAGCCAAAUAAAUUAAUCACAAAUCAACUGCAGAAUUUACAUAUAAUUAAAACAUUGAUAAAGCUUAAUGUAGAUAUUUUUCUGUCAUAAAUUCAUCCUAUAAUCUCAAACCAAGCAGCGGAGGAAACAUCUCAACAUCAAUACGAAAUGUGCUCAUGCGACAGCAGUGUAUGUUGUAUUUAUUCCUGUUUGUAGAAAGUGUGUAUAUAUUGAUGAAGCCAAUCAGGGGACUAAUACAUUCCAGGAAGUACUAGCUUUGUUAUCAAUUUAAAGGAACACCAGGACAUUUACAAAAAGUCUUUAUUUCUUUACCACUAUUCUGACAAUGGGAGAAAACAAUCCACCAUGAUGCUCCUGAAAAUGACUAUUUUAAACGUCAUGGCAUUCCUUCAAAUUAAAAGCUAUGAAAACAGACAUUUCACUGUCCCAGUCCAAAUCCUUGAGGAAAACACUCAUAAAUCAUAUUUUGAUCUCCAACAUUACAAUUAACAUAGAUUUUCUGUUUCUCUUAGUUGUCUCUGUAUCUGUUUCAUUUUGUGUCCCUCAUCCUAAGUGUACACAAAAACAUCAAGUGACUGCAGCCCGUUGCACUAACAACCUGUCAUUCUCACCCUUAACAGUCUUAAUGCACCAGUGUACAUAAACAAUGACAACUUAAUGUGCAGUUGUUGUAAAUAAGGGCCUUGUUUUUGUAUUGUGACAUAGUCCAAGAUUUUAACCUGUGGAAUCACGUGGCAAAGAAAAAAAAUGGAGAAAAUCAGUGGAUUUUUGGGGAAGGAAGAUGUAAAGUGGGGAGGGAUUUAAAAAACAAUAAUAAGGGAGGGUAACUUUUUCCACAUGUAAAGAAACCUGGAUAACACAGCAGCUGCACACAGUUUGAAUAGUUGUAAAACACCAGGGGGUGCUUGAUUAUUAUGAAUGUUUUAAAGGGAGUAUAAUUAAGCACUUUCCAGGGAGUUCAGUUAUUUGAAAUGUGUUUGGGUGUAAUGUUGUCUUGGCAUGUUGUAUAGCGUCUUGCAUGUUCCUCCAUAUACAACUAUGUUAUCUUAGUGUAGUCAGUAGAGUAGAAACCAGCAAAAUAUUAAAAAACUGCAUCAGCAA
Molecule: messenger RNA, 5158 nt
Organism: Siniperca chuatsi (mandarin fish)
Lineage: Eukaryota; Metazoa; Chordata; Actinopteri; Centrarchiformes; Sinipercidae
Gene: creb3l1
Product: cAMP responsive element binding protein 3-like 1
Exons: 13
Coding region: 284-1801 (505 amino acids)
Biological process (GO): regulation of transcription by RNA polymerase II
Molecular function (GO): cAMP response element binding; DNA-binding transcription factor activity, RNA polymerase II-specific
Source: RefSeq, a predicted model, not a curated record